Alternaria metachromatica is the source of this 453-nucleotide messenger RNA. RefSeq lists its product as uncharacterized. Lineage: Eukaryota; Fungi; Ascomycota; Dothideomycetes; Pleosporales; Pleosporaceae. The coding region runs from base 1 to 453 and encodes 150 amino acids. The transcript has 2 exons. The record is from RefSeq and is a predicted model, not a curated record.
AUGUCCCUUCUUGCUUCGCACGGGAAAGUACUCGAUGGAUUGGCGGCAUAUCUAGACGAGAUCAAGAACAUGGAGGCAUCCGAACGAUCCGUGGGAACCAUGACGGAAGAGACGGAUCAAGAGAAGGGGAUGUCGCCGCUGCCCCAUCUUCCUACUGAACCUGAACUACCCCCACGAUCACAAAGCGUUACCUCACCGCUAGACGAACUCGAAUCUCCACGCAUCCAGGCUUCCGGUCACAUCGUCAAGCCCCCCAGCGCCUCAAACAAGAGUUUCUCCGCCCCUCCAAGUUCUAUUGUGAGGGUCUCAAAUUCCAAUGCCAAGACCGGUCAGGCACAGUCAGGCAAUGCAUGCGCAGAGCAGGCGAAGAAGCGAUCGAGUGGCCGCAGCUUGAAACGUGUGUUGAAGGGUGCGAUGAAAAAGAUUGGACUCCGCCGUGAUGCAAGCAGGUAG